UCGGCACGGCCCGGCCCGGCCCGGCCCGUCCUCCUCCCGAUUUUGACCAGGACUCACAAAGCCUAAGCCCCGCCGCGCUCUCGCGCUCGCGCUCGAGUCUCGCUCGCUCGAUCUCCCGAUUGCUUCCGCCGGGGUUGGAUUCCAGUCCACUCGAGGCCGACGAUCAAAACAGCCAAUUUCUCGACGUCCCUGUGGGCGAGGAGUGUGCGUGCGGGUUGCCCAGACGAGGGUCGGCAAAAAAGGAAGCAUGAGACUGCUGGGGAUCGAGUCGCGGGAUUGAGCGAUUGAGCGGAGGACGGUGGGUGGCUGGACUCUUGUUGAGUGUGGAUUAAGAGCUGGAGCAGGGAGUGGAAAGGCAGCGGAAGUGCAUAUUUAGGGUCAGGACAGGAUGGCGAGCGCGGAGCAGCUCGUUUUAGAGUUGAUUGUGCCUGAGCAGAGGGAGAACGCGCUCCUCGACCUUUCGAAAAAACGCGAAGCUUUCCCAGAUUUGGCACCUAUUUUGUGGCAUUCAUGCGGUACCAUCGCAGCGCUCCUUCAGGAAAUAGUCUCCAUCUAUCCCAUGCUGUCUCCGCCGACACUCACGGCUGGUGCUUCCAACAGGGUCUGCAAUGCAUUGGCACUCCUACAGUGUGUCGCUUCCCAUCCUGACACCAGAGCUCAUUUCUUGAAUGCCCAUAUUCCACUAUAUUUAUACCCUUUCCUCAAUACCGUGAGCAAGACUCGUCCGUUCGAGUAUUUACGUCUCACCAGUCUUGGAGUCAUUGGUGCUCUUGUAAAGGUUGACGACACUGAUGUUAUCAACUUCCUUCUUUCUACUGAAAUUAUACCCCUCUGUCUACGAACAAUGGAAAUGGGAAGUGAGCUCUCGAAGACGGUGGCAACUUUCAUCGUUCAGAAAAUUUUGUUGGACGAUGUGGGCUUAUCGUACAUAUGUGCCACUGCGGAGAGAUUCUUCGCAGUGGGUGCUGUUCUCGGCAACAUGGUCAACAUAUUGGCCGAAACCCCAUCUGUCCGGCUUUUGAAACAUAUCAUACGAUGCUAUCUUCGGCUGUCUGACAAUCCAAGGGCCUGUGAAGCUUUGAAGUCUUGUCUUCCAGAUCUACUCCGGGAUGGUACAUUUAGUGCUUGUUUGCGGGAGGAUCUGACCACCAGGAGGUGGCUGACUCAGUUACUAUUGAAUGUCGGUGGCGGUCAGAUGCACCCACCUCAACGAGUUCCUGCAGGUAUGGCUGGUGGUCCGCUUUCAUCCAUGGAGCAGCUAAUCGGUGGACAGUAGUUUCUGUGCGAGCUCCUCCUUCAGGAGCUUCAGUAAGUUGCUGUAAAUGUGGUUCACACAUCCGAUGGUAAGCUAAUGGGGUACCAGACGUGAAUGCCCGUUCUGUCCAGAAAUGACUGAUCAUCCACAGAAUAUCCAUGUCCACGGUUUGAACAUAUAGAGAACUUUCUAUAUCCCUCUGCGCCAGUACCAUAGUGGGACCUUUGUAAAAUCGGAAAUGUGUCUCUAGAGAUUGGGUGUUAAAUAAGCAGUACAGUUUCUCUUAAGUACAGAUUGUGCCAAUGAUGCCAAGAAUAUCGAAUUUCAAAUGUUGGGUGGAGUAGUGGUCGAAGUGUUUCAGCUAGUGUGGCAUUGGUCGCCGUCUCCACCUUCUCGAUUAUGCCUCACGAUGGAGGGUAUCGACCUUCCCAUCUCUGUGACCCUACUAAUAUGGUUCGGUACGGAUACUUUGUACAAUAGUGGUGGGCUUUUGCCCUCUGUAGAUCAGCACUCUUGUGUAAGAAGACAAGAGAUUUGAAGCCCAUAAAGUUGAGGUGGGGUCCCGAUUACGUAGACAGAAGAACAUGAAAAGUGAGAAGCAGAGGUGUAAACUGAGAGCCAGCUUGUAUCAUGCAACCAGUUUUGUGAUUAGUCAUAAAUUCACCAUAAUUUCGGUGAAUUUAAGAAUCUUAAGGCCUUUGGAUACAGUUUUUAUAACUUUUGACUUCUUUUUCGGCUACGCGUGUCAGUCAAGUCACCUGAAAGAGACUGAGUCAGUUGAGAUUCACUUUGGUU
This is a messenger RNA of Marchantia polymorpha subsp. ruderalis, 2050 nucleotides long. Lineage: Eukaryota; Viridiplantae; Streptophyta; Marchantiopsida; Marchantiales; Marchantiaceae. The record is from the annotation of a GenBank genome assembly.